AUGUCAAACUCGACAAUGGAGGCGACUCAAAUGAAGGUAAAGCUGGCGGUCGACGAGAUGAUUGAUGAUCUGGACAAGAACUAUCUUCGUGAUAUGCAGAAGAGCAUGUUCCUAUGCUCAGCGCGGUUUGUAUUUUGUUUUGAUUUUGAAUCUGAACAGUUUUUCCAGGUGUUGUGACAAUAAGAAAACAACCCGCGAUGCUGUUGAGAACUGCGUCGAGAAUUGCAAUGACAGUAUGAAGAAGGCUCAGUCGUACCUUGAAAGGGAGCUCGGAGGACUGCAGGAUCAGCUCUCCCGGUGCGCCAUGACUUGCUACGAUAAGCUCGUUCAGCAGUUUGGCCCAGAUGUCAACAAAUACUCCGAAUCACAGGUUCGUAGUACAAAUAAACUGAUAGAAACGCUUAUUGAAAACUUAUACCAAAGCACAAGACAUAA
Caenorhabditis sp. 36 PRJEB53466 is the source of this 435-nucleotide messenger RNA. NCBI's taxonomy places the organism in Eukaryota, Metazoa, Nematoda, Chromadorea, Rhabditida, Rhabditidae. The record is from the annotation of a GenBank genome assembly.